AUGAUAGAAAACAUUGAUUAUAACGAUUCUGAUAGUGAAUCUGUAGAUGAAAUCGAAAACUUUUCUAUUCUAAACUUCGAUAACGAUACAUAUCAAAAUGUUAAAGAUAAAAUAUUACAACUAGAUGGUGAUGAUAAUGAAGACUAUGACCUUAAUAGUGAAAUAAAAGAAAUUAUAUUACAUGAUGA
This is a messenger RNA of Dentiscutata erythropus, 188 nucleotides long. NCBI's taxonomy places the organism in Eukaryota, Fungi, Glomeromycota, Glomeromycetes, Diversisporales, Gigasporaceae. The record is from the annotation of a GenBank genome assembly.